AAGACAAUAAGAUUUAGAAUGAAAUAAUGCAACAAUGCUCAAAUGAUUCCAAUAAGAAAAUUGUAGAAAACUACCAACAUAACUCUUGCCACCUUAAAUUAACGUCAAAAUAAAUAACACAGAGAUGCGACAUUUAAACUACCUGGUAUUAGUUGUUAUCGCAUUGGGGGUGGAAUGCACUUUGACUCCUAAAUCACCGAAGAACAAAGAGAAAGAGGAAAAACACAAAGUAAGGGUUGGGCCCCAGAAUUACUCGGUGUUCGAUAGGAAUUUAAUCGUCGAGAAUCCGACGUCCAACGAAAUAGUUGCUAAUAAUCAGGCGUAUAACAAAAACGUCGAAAAGCGCUUCAAGGGGCUAGUUCUAGGCUAUGUAACGCCGUGGAACAACCAUGGUUAUGAUGUAGCAAAAUGGUUUGCAAAGAAGUUCACACACAUAAGCCCAGUAUGGUUGCAGAUCAAGAGGAAGUCAGAGCAAAAGUACAUUCUGACUGGUACCCAUGAUAUUGAUGCCAAAUGGAUGAAAGAAGUGAAGGCUGUGAAUCCAAAAGUUAAAUUGGUACCACGCGUCCUUUUUGAAGGAUGGACUGGUCAAGAGUUCAUCUCGUUGUUAACGAGAGAAGCCGAGAUUGCAGCCUUGGCGAAUACUUUGAACUACGCGUGCAAAAAGUACAAAUUGGAUGGUUUCGUGUUGGAGAUUUGGUCACAGUUGGCUGGAAGAGUUAAGCACGAUUUGGUCGUGAACAUGAUUAACUUAAUUGGAAAAAAUAUGAAGGGGGCUGGUUACGAAAUCAUCUUGGUGGUUCCUCCCAAACGCGGCGAAGAGUAUUACUUCACCGACGAGCAUUUCGAAUUGUUGCAAGAUUCUGUUACAGCUUUCUCACUUAUGACUUAUGAUUUUUCAACAGUAGGAAGACCAGGUCCUAACGCUCCUCUAAACUGGGUGAAGAAUUGCGUGGAAUCGGUAUCGACAAGCCCACAAAUUCUAACUGGACUGAAUUUCUAUGGCAACGAAUACACCCCAUCUGGGGGUGGACCAAUACUGGGACACGAUUACAUCAACAUGCUUAAGAAGCAGAAGGGUCGAUUGCAGUACGACUCCCGAUCGGCAGAGAAUUACUUCGAAGUCAAGGAAAGCAAUGGAAAACAUAUCGUCUUCUAUCCAUCGCUUUACUCGAUCCAGAAACGUUUACAAAUGGCUCAAGAUCUCGGCACGGGCAUCUCCAUUUGGGAGCUCGGUCAAGGACUCGACUACUUUUAUGAUUUGUUAUAAAAAAAAAAUGAUGUCUUAAAUAAAAAUAA
Molecule: messenger RNA, 1299 nt
Organism: Nicrophorus vespilloides
Lineage: Eukaryota; Metazoa; Arthropoda; Insecta; Coleoptera; Silphidae
Product: chitinase domain-containing protein 1
Exons: 7
Coding region: 125-1270 (381 amino acids)
Biological process (GO): carbohydrate metabolic process
Cellular component (GO): extracellular region
Molecular function (GO): chitin binding; oligosaccharide binding
Source: RefSeq, a predicted model, not a curated record